AUGUCAACUUUGAGCAUACCUCCAGUGCUACCAUCAGCUCGAGAAGAUGCUGUCAAGCUGCAUAAAGCUUUCAAAGGUCUUGGUUGUGACACGUCUAAAGUUAUCAACAUCUUGGCUCAUAGAAAUGAAGAACAACGCAGUCUCAUUCAACAAGAAUAUGAAACCACCUUCUCUGAACUACUUUCCAAACGUUUAUCAAAAGAACUUCAUGGGCAUCUCAAGAAAGCAAUGUCACUUUGGAUGCAUGAUCCUGCAACUAGGGAUGCUAAGAUAGUGAGAAAAGCCUUAAGACCAGGAGUUGCUGAUAAUCAAGCUUUAACAGAAACUAUAUGUUCACGUACUCCAUCACAAAUUAGACGAUUAAAAGAAGUUUAUCAGUCAAUUUAUCAUUCCCCUCUUGAGACAGAUAUUGAAAUCCAACUCAGUGGUGAUCAUAAAAAGUUGUUGCUUGCAUAUGUAACUACACCACGUUAUGAAGGCCCAGAGUUGGACCCUGUAAUUGUAGAAGAAGAUGCAAAACUACUCUAUAAAGCAGGGGAGAAAAGGUUGGGAACUGAUGAGGACGUGUUCAUAAAGAUUUUUAGUGAGAAAAGUAGCACACAUUUGGCUGCAGUUAACUCUGCUUACAUAACUUCACAUGGACACUCACUAGAAAAGGCAAUAAAGAAAGAAACAUCUGGCGCUUUUCGAUAUGACCUCUUGACCAUAUUGCGUUGUGCUACUGAUUCUGCUUUUUACUUUGCCAAGAUCUUGCGCAAGUCAAUGAAGGGUGUGGGAACUCAAGAUACUAGACUAAUAAGGGUAGUUGUGACAAGAACUGAGGUAGACAUGUACCAUAUAAAAAUAGAAUAUUAUAAGAAAUAUGGAAAACCUUUAACUCAUGCAGUUCGUUCUGACACAUCAGGCCAUUACAAAGAAUUUCUCUUGAAUCUUAUAGGUUCUGAUUAUUAGUACUAUGCUGUUUUUCACAUCAAAUCAGAUUAACCAGUUUAGGAAGUAUUAUGUGAGCAGAAAUAUUUACUUACUCAUUGUAGAAGCUAAA
Molecule: messenger RNA, 1042 nt
Organism: Vigna unguiculata (cowpea)
Lineage: Eukaryota; Viridiplantae; Streptophyta; Magnoliopsida; Fabales; Fabaceae
Product: annexin D5-like
Biological process (GO): response to heat; response to salt stress; response to cold
Cellular component (GO): cytoplasm; plasma membrane
Molecular function (GO): calcium ion binding; phosphatidylserine binding; calcium-dependent phospholipid binding
Source: RefSeq, a predicted model, not a curated record